GGAAAAAUAGAAAACCACAGAAAUAAGCAGAAACGCUGUUGAACGAAAGUAGACCCGCUUUAAAAACGAAUGCCUCUUCAAAACCCGGCCUCACCUGCGGUUGCCGCCGCCGCCGCCUCUAGUGGGUUCCCCCGCCUCUACGACGAGGACUUCGACUUAUAGGAUAAAACCCAUCUCUUUAGGUGCGUUUCGCUUUGAACUGCAACGGUUCUUUGUUUUUCUUUUAAGUAUUCCAUGAACAUGUUGAAACGCCUACUAUGUGUUCGUCAAAUUGCCCACGAGACCUGUUAGGAGAGAAAACCCUUCUGUAAAAGUGAGGGUCGAAAAAAAUGGCUUCAAAAGUGAAACCCUUGAACGCUUUCUUGCAUUGUAGGUGUUCAAAGAAUUUGAUCUUAUUUAGAGAUGGUAUUCACUAUGUUAAUGGGUUGUGUAAUAUCUCAUACAACUCCUUCUGCGACAUGACUGAGUCACCCAAAACCGAUGACUCGUCCACCGCAACUGAGUCACCCGAGAUUCCCACCUGGGUUAAAUUUUCGGAGAAAGACAACCCAUUGUUAGAUGAUCCAGAGGACGAAUUCUCGAUUCCCACAGUAACUUUCUGGGCUGGAAAUCGCAAGAUUCAGGAUAACAGGACUGACAUCAAAUCCAUAGUGAGUGAUAUCGCGGAAACUGAUGUUGAUCGAAUAAGUAAAAUCUUGAAGGGUCAAUUCCAAUCUCCUGAUGAUGCUACGCAAACUCUAAAUGGGUGUAGUGUGAAUGUAUCGGAGAGUUUGGCUGACCAAAUAUUGAAGAGAUUCAGCUAUGACUGGAAACCCGCGUUGGGUUUUUUCAAGUGGGCGAAAUCACUAAUGGGUUUUAAGUUUUCAGCUGAUUUAUAUAACUCCUUGGUUGAUGUAAUGGGGAAAUGUAGGAAGUUUGAUCUUAUGUGGGAAGUGGUGGAGGAAAUGGAUCAAUUGGGAGAAGGUUAUGUUUCACUGGACACAAUGGCUAAGGUUUUCAGGAGGCUUGCAAGGGCACAAAGAUACAAGGACGCAAUAGAGGCAUUUAGGACGAUGGAGGGUUAUGGUUUGAGGAAGGAUGUUGAAGCUAUGAACUCAUUGAUGGAUGCAUUGGUGAAGGGAAACAGUGUUGAGCAUGCACAAGAAGUGUACUUAGAGUAUAAGAAUUGUAUACAUCCAAAUUCUCAUACUUUCAAUAUAUUGAUACAUGGUUGGUGCAAAGCUAGGCAAAUAGAUAAAGCUAGGGAUACAAUGGAAGAGAUGGAAAAUCAUGGGUUUGUUCCAGAUGUGAUUGCUUACACUUCUGUUAUCGACUACUAUUGCCGCGAAAAGGAUUUUCGCAAAGUUGAUGAAGUUUUACAAGAAAUGGAAGAGAAGGGGUGUCCUCCGAAUCCAGUGACUUACACUAUUGUGAUGCAUGCUUUAGGGAAGGCAAAGGAAAUCAAUGAGGCACUGAAGGUGUAUGAGAAAAUGACGCGGAGAGGCUGUGUUCCCGAUUGUUCGUUUUAUAGCUCAUUGAUUUAUAUUCUGAGUAAGGCUGGUAGGCUCAAGGAUGCCCGGGAAGUUUUUGAUGAUAUGUCGAAGCAGGGGGUUAGUCCGGAUGUGGUGACAUAUAAUACAAUGAUCACUACAGCUUGUGAGCAUUCACAAGAGGAGAAUGCUCUACAGCUGCUACGAGAAAUGGAGAAGAGUGGGUGCAAGCCGGAUCUAAGGACUUAUGCUCCUUUGUUGAAGAUGUGCUGCAGAAAGAAAAGAAUGAAGGUGCUUUCCUUCUUGUUAAACCACAUGUUUGAAAGUGACGUCAGUCUUGAGCUUGGAACCUAUUCCCUUUUGGUUCAUGGGUUGUGUAAGAGUGGGAAGCUCGAACAUGCUUGCGUGUUUUACGAGGCAAUGGUGUUGAGAGGAUUUGUUCCAACGGAUUUUACGUCAGAGAUGCUGAGAAAAGAACUUGAGAAGAUGGGUAUGGAAAAGGCGAAGGCGAGGAUUGGUGAAUUGAUCUUACAAGCAGGAUCACAAAGAAGAAUGUAAUUGGCGUCGAUCGUGAUACUUGAACUUAAUUUCUUUGAACAUUUGGAGUUUCUUGAAUUCAGAUUUUUCCGAUUGAUCGGUCUGCUGGCAAAUUUGUUUGAAUUCUUCCUGUGGUGCAUGAACUGAAUUGUAAUUCUUUCAUGCUUUGACCUUUAAUGAGGUAAGCUGAAUCUUGGAAUGGACCAAAGACAAUUGCUUGAGUU
Messenger RNA from Rhododendron vialii, 2230 nucleotides. RefSeq names its product pentatricopeptide repeat-containing protein At3g22670, mitochondrial. The coding region runs from base 330 to 2027 and encodes 565 amino acids. The record is from RefSeq and is a predicted model, not a curated record. The transcript has a single exon. Gene Ontology annotation, molecular function: protein binding. Lineage: Eukaryota; Viridiplantae; Streptophyta; Magnoliopsida; Ericales; Ericaceae.